AAUCACUAUAUUAUUUCUGUUAGAUUGUUGUUUAGUAGAUAACUUUCUGCAGCAGGAGAAAGGCGCUCUCUCUCCCUGAUAUUCCUUCAUUUUGUUUUCUACAGCUUUUUAAGAUUUUAGUUUAUAACAAUCUAAUCUAAUGCCUUCUUUAGCUUUAUCUGAUGUCAAAGAGAAGAAAGAAAAAAAGAUGAAGAAGAAGGUAGCUCUCGAAACUCCAGAAACCGAGAAAAAGAUGAAGAAGAUGAAGGAGCCCAAGGUUAAAGAUGAAGAAAAUGAUUCAGAGGUGAAGAAGAGUAAGAAGAAGCGAAAGGCAUCGGAGCUUCAGUUUGAAGAGGAGGAGAGGAGCGAGACGAGUUCGGAGCUUGUUGAGCCGGUGGAUGUGAAGGAGAAGAAGAAGCAAAAGAAAGCCAAGGCGGAGGAAGACGGAGAGGAAGAUGAAGGGAAAAGUGAGGAUUCAAAUGCGAUUUCGAGGUUUCGGAUUUCGGAAGCGGUUAGAGUGAAGCUGAAGUCGAAGGGGAUUGAGUCGUUGUUUCCUAUUCAGGCCAUGACUUUUGAUAUUAUUCUUGAUGGCACUGAUUUGGUUGGGCGAGCACGAACCGGUCAGGGUAAGACACUGGCCUUUGUGUUGCCUAUAUUGGAGUCUUUAACAAAUGGCCCCGCAAAAACAUUGAGGAAGACUGGAUAUGGCAGGCCGCCAAGUGUUCUGGUACUUUUACCUACCAGGGAAUUGGCUAAACAGGUUUUUGAGGACUUUAAAGUUUAUGGUGAGGUGUUGGGGUUGACUUCAUGUUGUUUAUACGGAGGAGCUCCUUACCAUACCCAAGAGAUGAAACUGAAGAUAGGGGUUGAUAUAGUUGUUGGGACACCUGGCCGUAUAAAGGAUCACAUAGAGAGGGGGAAUAUUCACUUAGGCUCAUUGAAAUUUCGAGUUCUUGAUGAGGCAGAUGAAAUGCUGAGAAUGGGAUUUGUCGAUGAUGUUGAACUUAUUCUAGGAAAGGUAGACGAUGCAAGUAAAGUUCAGACACUUCUUUUUAGUGCCACCUUGCCGGACUGGGUGAAGGGUAUUGCUGCAAGGUUUCUUAAAACAAGUAAGAAGACUGUUGAUCUUGUUGGUAAUGAGAAGAUGAAGGCUAGUACCAAUGUUAGACAUAUUGUCUUGCCCUGUUCUAAGUCAGCAAGGUCGCAGCUGAUACCAGAUAUUAUUCGUUGUUAUAGCAGUGGUGGACGUACUAUUAUAUUCACUGAGACGAAAGAUUCUGCUUCUGAGCUUGCUGGCUUGUUACCUGGAUCCCGGGCUUUGCAUGGGGACAUACAGCAGGUCCAACGUGAGGUCACCCUUAAUGGGUUCCGGUCAGGCAAGUUCAUGACAUUAGUGGCUACAAAUGUGGCGGCAAGGGGAUUAGAUAUCAAUGAUGUGCAGUUAAUUAUCCAGUGUGAGCCUCCACGUGAUGUAGAAGCGUAUAUUCAUCGGUCUGGACGAACAGGGAGAGCAGGCAAUACUGGAGUUGCUGUCAUGCUUUAUGAUCCUAAAAGGUCAAGCAUAUCUAAGAUAGAAAGAGAAUCUGGUGUAAAAUUUGAGCACAUUUCUGCACCUCAGCCUGUUGAUAUUGCUAAAUCUGCUGGUGUUGAAGCAGCAAAAACUAUAACCCAAGUUUCUGACAGUGUAAUUCCUGCCUUUAAAUCUGUUGCUCAAGAGCUAUUGGAAACUUCUGGUCUAUCAGCUGAAGAUCUACUUGCCAAAGCACUAGCCAAGGCUGCAGGUUAUUCUGAGAUAAAGAGUAGGUCCCUAUUAACGUCUAUGGAGAACCAUGUUACAUUACUUCUUGAGGCUGGAAAACCUAUUUAUACAAUUUCAUUUGUUUUUGGCGUCUUAAAAAGAUUCUUGCCUGAGGAAAAGGUUCAGUCAGUGCAAGGUCUGACCCUUACUGCUGAUGGAAUGGGUGCAGUCUUUGAUGUUGCAGAAGAAGAUGUGGAAACAUUUCUUGCUGGUGCUGAAAAUGCAGCUAAUGUUAGCUUAGAGGUGUUGAAGAAAGAAUUGCCACGUUUACAAGAAAGAGACCAGUCAAGAGGGAGAUUUGGUGGACGGAGUGGUUUUGGUGAUAGAAAUGGCGGUGGUGGUAGGUUCUCUGGAGGCAGAGGUGGAUUUUCUGGUAGAAGGAAUGAUAAGUUUUCUAACGGUUCGAGAGGUGGGGGAGGCCGCUACAAUAGCAAGAAAUGGUGAGGCUCCCCUGAAUCUGUCCGACUUCAUCCAAUAAAAAUGGUGCUCAUGGGUAAUGGCUGCCUGUGUGGGCAAAAUUAGUCCCGAAGAUGAUGAAGAAAUGUUCGAUAGGAGCCUACAACAUUUUAUCUAGUUUUCCGUGUGUUAAUCUGCAGGUUUUUUUUUUUUUUAAUUUUUAAUUUUUCGUUUUCAAUUUAUGAUUAUUUUAUGAGUGUAUCUCCUGGGGAUUUUGCCUUCCUCCCCACUCGCCUAGUUGCUUAUAUUUUGCUGAAGAAGAAAAUUACAUUUAAAUUUGUAUUCUUUGCCUGCAAGGUUGCAACCAAAACAUUAACACGGAAAACAUAAUAUAAGAAUUUUGUGAGCAUGGCUGUCUCAAAAAUUACUUUUAAACAGUGUUUGAUGGAUGGAAUUUCCUUGUAAUUUAAGAAACCAAGUCCAUGGUCUAUGGAGGGUCGCAAAGAGAAUUUUAUUCCAGACUAAAAUGCACAGGUGGUCAUCUUGAUAAUUUUUGUUUUGGUCAUUCUAGCUGACGAUUUAAUUAUGAACGUAAGAUUUGUUUUUUUUUUUU
Molecule: messenger RNA, 2786 nt
Organism: Durio zibethinus
Lineage: Eukaryota; Viridiplantae; Streptophyta; Magnoliopsida; Malvales; Malvaceae
Product: DEAD-box ATP-dependent RNA helicase 7-like
Molecular function (GO): RNA binding; RNA helicase activity; ATP binding
Source: RefSeq, a predicted model, not a curated record